AUGGUUUUUACUUUUGAAAGCUUGGAAGAUCUUCAUAGAGUUUUGGAUUACUCUCCAUGGAAUAUCAAGGGAUCUCCUCUCUUUCUCAAGCGAUGGUCUGCAGAGGAUGCUAUAGCUGAUUUGGAUUUCACCAAAGCUGCUUAUUGGGUGCAAGUGCAUAAUCUUCCGUUGGAGCUUAUGACAGUUGAUAAUGCAGAAAAUAUUGGUGCAAGUCUGGGUGAGUUGUUGGAGUUAGAUAAUGUUGACAAUUCCAAACCAGCUAGGAAAGGUUUCCUUCGGUUUCGGGUUCUUCUUAAUCUUUUGAAUCCUCUUAAUCCGGGGUUCACUUAUAAUAGGCCUCCUAAGGCUCCUCUUUGGGUGCAAUAUAUGUAUGAGAGGCUUUCGGAUUACUUCUACAUCUGUGGAAGAAUUGGGCAUCUUUCAUUUGCUUGUCCUGUGGAACCACGUCCUCCUGACCAUGGUAGGUAUGGAGAUAAGUUGAAGGCUAGUUCUCCUAAAACUAGCAGGGUUGUUCAGAUUUUCCAACCAAGGAACCAGGUUUCAGAUGCUCUGGCCAUUGUUCAAGCUUCAAACAGGUUGGUCACUGAGUCCACUCACCUAUUCAACUCAACUCAGCCGUGUUCCUCCAGCUUUGCUUCUAGUUUUCUAGGUACCAAACCCACUACUUUGAGCCCCAUUAAUUCUGCAUCUGCAUUAAUGGAAAAGGCCUCCUUUGUCAAAAUUCAGCCUCAACACUCCACCUCUUCUUUAUUGCGCACUAGCAUUGAGAAACUGAAUUCUCUUGACCUUCAUUUUCCACACAACACGUGGCCUUCUUUUGUCUCUUCUACCUUGGGGUUAGGUCCUUCUAGUUCCUCUAUGGACAGCUCAAACUCUAAGUUGGAAUCUGAAGGUAUUAGUUCUAUCUCAACUUUUUUACCUCACACUUCUUCUCUCCAUUCCACGUGUGUUGUUGUCCCCACUAAUUCCACUUCUACGACUCUUCCAAAUUCUUCUUCUGGCCUGUCCACUUUUCUUUAUCAACCUUCUCCUAAUCUGAAACCUCCUCGCCAUACCAACAACUCUUCUAGCAAGAAAAGAUUUCAUCCUUAUUCCAAUUUCCUUCCUGUCAAAAAACCUAGACCUGACAUUCAGUUUUCAAAGAAGAAUGAAGAAGAUGUUGCUGCUCAUGUUGAGGAUGGGCAGAGUGUUUCAGAAAUUGCAGGGGUCGAAGCUUGGUUAGAGGUUCCUCCUUCAGGUUUUCAAGGUGGUCUCUACUUGGCUUGGAAGCAUGGUGUGGAUAUUGAGCCUGUCCGUCUUGAUAAGCAUUGUAUUUCUUGUUUGGUGUAUUCAGAACCUGUUCGUUGUCCGUGGCUUUUUUCUGGUGUCUAUGCUCCUCAUACUAGCCAAAGACGUGAUGUUUUUUGGUCUGUUUUGUCUAAGUUGGGUAACUCUUUUGGUGGAGCUUGGUUGUUAUUAGGAGAUUUCAACUCCAUUUUGUCUUCUUCUGAGAAGAGUGGUGGCCGUGAUUUUGGUUCUUCCUCUCAUGGCAAUUUUGUUGAUUUUGUACAUUCAAAUGCUCUGGUGGAUCUUGGUUUUGUGGGUAAUAGAUUUACUUGGAGUAAUUGUAGGGUUGGUAGGGAAAAUAUUAGAGAGAGGCUUGACAGGGGCUUGGCUAAUCAAAAUUGGGUUCAUUCUUUUCCUAAUUCCUUGGUUAACCAUUUUCCUGCAACUCAGUCAGAUCAUUGUCCCAUUUUGAUCUCCACGGAUGGUUCCUAUAGGAAUCUUCCUAAGCCUUUCUGUUUUGAAGCUUUCUGGAUAAGGGAUCAGUCCAGUCAUUCAGUUGUUGCGCAGGCCUGGUUGGCUGAGGUUGAGGGUUCUCCGGCUUUUUCUUUGAGCAGGAAAUGGAAGAGUACGAAGAGUGCCUUGAAGUUCUGGAACCAGCAUCAUUUCGGCCAUAUUCAGUAUAAGAUUAAAGCACUGAUGUCUGAUAUCAGUGUGAUUCAAUCUAGUUCCCAUUCUCCUGGUAAUGCGGCAAGGGAAACUAUUUUGCAGAAUGAGCUGCAGGAGCAACUGUUGAGGGAAGAAGUUCUUUGGAAGCAGAAGUCUAGAGAGUUGUGGCUUACCUGUACAGAUCUCAACACUAAAUUUUUUCAUGCUUCUACUGUCUGUAGGCGCAGGUAUAACUCUAUCUCUUCCUUAAAGACUGCUGAAGGUACUAUUUUGGGUGGUAGGGAAAAUAUUGGCAAUUAUCUGGUGCAGCAUUUUAGUUCCUUGUUUACUUCUAAUCAUCCGGUUUUUGAUGAUAGAUUUACUAGUUUGGUUGAUAAGGUUGUGACUGAGGAGGAGAAUGUUUCCCUUUGUUUAAUUCCUGAUGAGAAUGAAAUUUUCUUGGCUAUUUCUGAUUUGGGUUUGAAUAAAGCCCCUGGUCCUGAUGGUAUGACUGGGUUGUUUUAUAAGUCUUAUUGGCCUAUAGUGAAAGUGAGUGUUGUGGAUUCGGUUCAAUCUUUUUUCAGGGGUGGUUUUAUUCUUAAGGAGUUUAACCACACUAAUAUAGCCCUUAUUCCCAAGAUUGACAAUCCUUAUUUGGUGCAUCAUUUUAGGCCCAUUAGUCUUACUAAUUUCAAUUACAAGAUUAUUUCUAAAAUUCUCUCAAACAGAUUUAAACCUUUAUUGAGCAAGAUCAUUUCUCCUUAUCAGUCUGCUUUUCUUAAAGGGAGGUCUAUUCAUGAUAAUACCAUUCUUGCUCAUGAGGUUUUUCAUUCUAUGAAGCAAAAAAAGGGGAAUGGUGGUCUAAUGGUUUUAAAGUUAGAUAUGGAGAAAGCCUUUGAUUCUAUGGAAUGGGAAUUUUUGCUUAAAAUCCUAGAGCUGUUGGGUUUUAAUUCUACUUGGAUUCAAUGGAUUAGGCAAUGUAUUACUACUUCAUCAUUCUCUAUUCUUCUUCAUGGUGCUCCUUUUGGAAAGUUCACUCCUUCUAGGGGUUUAAGGCAAGGAGAUCCUCUUUCCCCUUUUUUGUUUAUUUUGGGAGCUGAGAUCUUGUCCAGAUUAAUUGAAAGAGAAGAAAGCUUGGGUCUUCUUCAUGGCAUCAAAAUGGCUAGGAGGUGUCCUACUAUUUCUCACCUUUUGUUUGCUGAUGAUGUCAUUAUUUUUUCCAAGGCUAAUGAAAGUGAAGCUAGGGUGAUUUUAAAGUGUCUUAAUACUUAUUCCUCUUGGUCAGGACAGCAUAUUAACAUAUCCAAAUCUGCUAUGUUCUUUAGUAGGAAUUGUAGUUCUAAUGCUAAAAAUGCUGUCAAAGGGAUUCUUCACUUGGCUUUGAUCCCCUCUCGAGCUAAAUAUCUAGGUAUUCCUCUUUUUAUGCAUAGGAGGAAGAAGGACUCUUUUAUUGAACUUAAAGACAGAAUUCUUGCUAAAAUUUCUGGUUGGAAAGCUAGGUUGCUCUCUCAGGCUGCGAGAACCACUUUGGUGAAGUCUGUGGCCAAUGCUAUUCCUACUUAUCUAAUGUCUUUGUUUCUUCUACCUAAGUCCUUUUGUGCUUCUAUCAAUUCCAGCAUUCGGAAGUUUUGGUGGGGUUAUCCGCAGGAAAAGAAGCAUUGUCUUUCCCUUUUGGCUUGGGAUAAUAUUUGUAAACCUAAGUCUUUGGGUGGCUUAGGUAUCCGGUCUAUGGAAGCCAUUAACAACUCUCUUCUUGCUAGGCUUGGCUGGAAGUUGACAUCCAAUCAACCUCUUAUUUGGGUGGAUUCUCUUAGAAGUAAGUAUCUCAAGCAUGGUGUUUCCUUUUUGAAUGCUCCCUCUAAUGCUCUUUCUUCUUGGCUUUGGAAAGGGCUUCUUCAGAAUAGAAAGGUAGUGGAGCAGGGAGCCUGCAUUUCUAUUUCUAGUGGUCAGAAUAUUGAUAUUUGGAAUAACCCAUGGAUCCCCUUGAUGCCUAAUUUUAAGCCUAUUCCGAAUGAGAAUUUGGUGGGGCUUCCUUCCUAUUCAGUUGAGGAUCUUAUUUGCCCUAUUGGUCGUGGUUGGAACUCCUUAUUGCUGCAGGAUCUUUUUGAUCCUAUCACGGUUCAGCAUAUUCUUAGCAUCCACUUGCCUCUUUCUCCUCAAUUUGAUAAGUGGUGUUGGGUUCCCUCUCCUUCAAGGAUGUUUUCGGUGAAGUCAGCCCAUGAACUCUCUAUUUCUUUGGGGGGCAGGGUUUCUCCCUUAUCAACUGAUGCUUGGACUUCCCUUUGGGGAUUAAAAUUGCAGGCUAGGUUGAAGCAUUUGUUAUGGAAGGUUGCUUGGGAUAUUCUUCCUUCUAGGGCAAAGAUUGGUAGGUUUGUUGCUAGUGCGGAUCCGGCAGCUUGGCUUUGUCCAUUCUGUAAAGGACCCCCGGAGACUCUUUCACAUAUUUUUUUGGAAUGUGAUUUGGUGAGAUUUUUGUGGAGGUCCUCUCCUUGGCAUAUUUCCAUUUCUGAUUUUUCCUAUAUGUCUACUUCAGAAUGGAUUCUUGCUAUACUCUCCCCUAUGGCUAUUUUUGGCAUUACCAAGGUUGAAGUUAGGAAGUUUCAACUUUUUGCAGCACUUAUUUUGGAUAUUGUUUGGAGAUGUAGGAACCUUCUUAUCCAUGAAGGGGUGCAGCCUAUCCCCAGCAAAGUCUUCUUUGAAGUCUCUAGCUCUUUUAAUAAGCAUCUUUCAGCUUGGUCAGAGAUGGCUCUUCCCUCUUUGUGGAUCCCUCCUGCUGCUGGUUGGAUAAAAGGCAACUUUGAUGUUGCUGUGAAGGGAUCUUUUGCAGUUGCUGCUGCUGUGCUUAGUGAUGAAAAGGGUGCUAUUGUAGGUGCUGCCACGCAGAGGUUAAAUUGUCCAGAUGCCCUUCAAGGAGAGGCCCUUGCAGCCUUGCUGACCACUCGACUGGCAGCCUCUUUUGGUUGUAAUUUUCUUUCUUUGGAAGGAGAUGCUCUUCUAGUGGUGUUAGCUAUUAAUAACCCUUCCCUUUUCUCUUCUUGGAUUUUUGCUAAUUGUAUUUCUGAUAUUAGUGUAGUUUUAGCUCCUUUUCAAAGUUGGAAUGCUUUGAAGGUUUCACGUAGUGCCAACUUUAGGGCACAUGCUCUAGCUAAAUGA
Molecule: messenger RNA, 5064 nt
Organism: Corylus avellana
Lineage: Eukaryota; Viridiplantae; Streptophyta; Magnoliopsida; Fagales; Betulaceae
Source: RefSeq, a predicted model, not a curated record